AUGGACAAAACAGAUGAGUGGACCGUGUCUUCGGAAACGCCGUUUCUUGAUAGAAGAGGUGAUUCCGAAGGACCCUGUCAAAUGGAUCAAUUUGAGAUCGAAUCUGGCCAAGAUCCGGGGGAAAUUGUGAUAUCUCCUUUGACAACCUCGUACAAGGAGGAGAUUCUUUACGUUUUGAAGAGUUCCAUGCCAGUACUACUUACCUUUAUUCUACAAUUCUGUCUGCAGUCUCUUAUUCCAAUGUAUUACGCAGGCGUUCAGGGAAAAGACGUUUUUGCUGCAUGUUCGCUCUCUAUCGCACUGUUUUACAUCUCUGGCCCGGUGAUAGUCAACGGUUUUUCUACUGCUCUAGAUACCUUGUGUGCUACGGCAUACGGUGCAGGAAGCUAUUCCAAAGUUGGUGUUUAUUAUCAGAGGUGCACCACGAUCCUUCUUUUCAUGUUCGUGCCGAUUUCUCUAUUUUGGCUUUUUCCUGGUCCUUUCGUUAAUUCGGUUUCCGAAGACCCUCAGAUAGUGGAGAUGUGCUCGAGCUUUUUAAGUCAAAUGGUUAUGGUUGCACCACCACUAGUUAUCUUUGAAUGCACCAAACGGUAUCUACAGGCGCAGGCUAAAUUCAUUGUGGCUACGACUGUGAUGGCUCUUGCUCUGCCUUUGAGCGUUAUUUUGUGUCAUUUUUUCACUGAAAAGUAUGGCUAUCUAGGUCCCGCAUACUCACUGAUUUCAACUUACUGGAUUAUUGCAUUGUUUAUUGUUUUUUAUCUCUACCGAUUUGAUGAUCACCAGUGCUGGAACUAUCACAUAACUGCGAAGGUCAUAUUCCAAGGAUGGGGCCAGUUUGCAGCUUUGGGAUUUCCGGGAAUCAUGAUGGUUUUUGCUGAAAGCUUCGCUCAUCGAAUCAUCACUUUUUUGUCUGCUAAGUUUGGAACUGUGGAACUCGCUUCUCAAACAAUUGUCACCACCGUUUCUGCAUUCUCAUGGCAGAUUCCAUUUGCAAUGGGAAUUUGCUCCUCCGUUAGACUUGCGUACUAUAUUGGCGCUCGCUCCGAAAACUACAAGAUUGUGUUGAAGGUUGCAUUUGGAACCAGUUGCAUUAUAAGUGUUUUGAAUUCGUUAUUCACUGUCUGCAGUCGCAACUGGCUGCCUCUUAUCUUUACCCGCGAUCAAGAAUUAAUAGAUUACUCAUCAAAACUUUUUCUGAUUGUUUCAUUCAACCAGAUUGGGGAUGCAAUUAAUGCGAUUUUCUCUGCUCUCUUGAGGGGACAGGGAAAACAAAGAGCCGGGUCGCUAAUGAAUUUCAUAGCCUACUACGUCGUUGCAGUUCCAUUAGAGGUAUUGCUAGGGUUCUACUUUAAUCUGGGUGUGACAGGUUUAUGGAUAGGUAUGCUUAUUGGGGUCUUCGUUCUUUCAUCUAUGGAGGUUUAUCUUGUUGCCUCCACAGAUUGGCAUGAUGUUAUGGUCAGAAGCAGUGCUUUCAUCUAA
Ogataea philodendri is the source of this 1479-nucleotide messenger RNA. RefSeq lists its product as uncharacterized. The record is from RefSeq and is a predicted model, not a curated record. The transcript has a single exon. Gene Ontology annotation, cellular component: membrane. The coding region runs from base 1 to 1479 and encodes 492 amino acids. Gene Ontology annotation, molecular function: antiporter activity; xenobiotic transmembrane transporter activity. Gene Ontology annotation, biological process: xenobiotic detoxification by transmembrane export across the plasma membrane. NCBI's taxonomy places the organism in Eukaryota, Fungi, Ascomycota, Pichiomycetes, Pichiales, Pichiaceae.